AUGGUGACCAAAGAAUUCGACUCUUACAGUGAGCGCAAAGCAUUCGACGAAGCCAAAGCAGGUGUGAAAGGCCUCGUUGAUGCUCGCGUCACUGAGAUUCCUCGUAUCUUCCGUCUCCCUCAAGGUACCUUAUCCGAUAAGAAACACUCUGUUUCUGCCUCGGAUUUCGCAAUCCCUAUAAUCGACUUUGCAGGCGUCCACGCGUCGCGUGAACUUGUCGUUGAGAAGAUCAAAGAGGCUGCAGAGAAUUGGGGAUUUUUCCAGGUGAUCAAUCAUGGUGUUCCUAUAAGCGUUCUUCAAGAGAUUCAAGAUGGAGUUCGUAGGUUUUUCGAGCAAGAUCCCGAAGUUAAGAAAUCCUACUUCACACGCGACGCCGCCAAGAAAUUUGUCUACAAUAGUAAUUUUGAUCUCUAUAGUUCUUCUUCAUGUGUUAACUGGAGAGACAGCUUCGCUUGUUACAUGGCUCCUGAUCCUCCAAACCCUGAAGAGCUCCCAGUGGCCUGCAGGGAUGCUAUGAUCGAACACGCGAAGCAUAUGAUGAGCUUAGGUGCUUUGCUCUUUGAGCUCUUGUCAGAAGCUCUUGGUUUGAGCUCUGAGAAGCUUAAGAGCAUGGAUUGUAUGAAGGGUUUGUUUAUGAUAUACCAUUAUUACCCUCCCUGUCCGCAACCUGAGUUAACCAUCGGCACAAAUAAUCAUUCCGACAACUCCUUCCUCACGAUUCUUCUCCAAGACCAAGUCGGUGGCCUUCAAAUUCUUCACCACGACUGUUAUAUCGAUGUCAAGCCUAUUCCAGGAGCUCUCCUAAUAACGAAUGACAGAUUCAUAAGCGCGGAGCAUAGGGUUCUCUCCAACAGAAAUGAGACAAGGAUCUCAGUCGCGAGCUUUUUCAGCACGAACAUGCUUCCGAAUUCAACUGUUUACGGACCAAUUAAAGAGCUUCUCUCUGAAGAAAACCCUCCAAAAUACAGAGACUUCACUUUAGAAGAAUACACAAAGGGAUACGUUAACAAAGGCCUCGAUGGAGCAUCGCAUCUGUCGAGUUUCAAGAUAUGA
Molecule: messenger RNA, 1053 nt
Organism: Thlaspi arvense
Lineage: Eukaryota; Viridiplantae; Streptophyta; Magnoliopsida; Brassicales; Brassicaceae
Source: the annotation of a GenBank genome assembly